Molecule: messenger RNA, 806 nt
Organism: Eublepharis macularius
Lineage: Eukaryota; Metazoa; Chordata; Lepidosauria; Squamata; Eublepharidae
Product: membrane-spanning 4-domains subfamily A member 8-like
Exons: 7
Coding region: 111-806 (231 amino acids)
Cellular component (GO): membrane
Source: RefSeq, a predicted model, not a curated record
GAUUCUGCUUGCCGGCCAAGAUCUGCCCGGGGACGAAGACAAGUUUUUAAAGAAAGAGGAGGAUUUGGGCUCUGGAGUCUCAGAUCGUUGUCACUGUCUCAUCAUCUAACAUGGACCUGAGGAGCUUAGCAGCACUGGAGUUCUCCUCAAACAGCAUAAUACACCCUUCUAUGCCAAGACCGCUACAGAAAUUUUAUAGAGGGAAGCCGAUGGCCCUGGGGAUAAUACAGAUACUUAUUGGCAUCCUGGAAAUAGCUUUGGGGCUUGCGGCAGUCUUGGCAAAAGAUCCCAUUAAUUAUUUCUUUCACUUCACGACUCCAUAUUGGAUGGGAAGCCUGUACAUCAUUUCUGGAUCUUUGUCUGUGUCCGCUGCUAAGGACCCCAGGAUACCACUGGUGAAAUGCAUGCUGGGAAUGAACAUCUUGAGUGCAGUGGGAGCUGGUGUCGGAAUUGUGAUGUUCUCCUUUUUAGUUUCAAGAACAACAUACUACACUAGGAUGGGGGCAGCCACACCAUAUAAUGGUGCUUAUCCUCCUGUUAUGACAGUUGUGUUUCUAGACGUAGCAAUAAAGAAGUCACUGAAAUGGAGGCUGUGCUUCUCCAGCAGACUUAUGCACUAUGUGGCUGCUAUUCUCCUGGCAUUCACCAUCCUGGAGUUCCUCAUCGCCGUCACCAGUGCUGGAUUUGGUUGCUCCAGCAUGUGCCGAAAUGCCUACAAUGAAAUGACAGUAGUGGUUUUUCAGAAAACUGCAGAGGCAGCCUCUCCUGCUGUCCCAGUUCCAGCCAAGGAGGAUGAGGCAUCGUGA